UCCCACGUCAACCGGAGCAACUACUGUGUGCCACCUUACCGGAGUCUCAUUGUAAAGAAUCAUGGCAGAGCUGAAGGAGCGCACAUUUAUCGCCAUCAAGCCUGAUGGAGUGCAGAGGGGCAUCAUAGGAGAGGUCAUCAAGAGGUUUGAGCAAAAAGGCUUCAAACUCGUUGGGAUGAAGAUGACCCAUGCGUCCGAGGACCUCCUGAUGCAGCACUACAUCGACCUGAAGGAGAAACCAUUCUUCCCAACUCUCAUCAACUACAUGAGCUCUGGUCCAGUGGUUGCCAUGGUGUGGGAAGGCAAGGGUGCUGUGAAGACCGGCAGAGUGAUGCUGUGUGAGACCAACCCCGCCGACUCCAAGCCCGGAACCAUCAGAGGAGACUUCUGCAUCGAUGUCAACAAGAACAUCAUCCACGGAGAGGCACUGGAUAGUGCCAACAAGGAGAUCUCCCUGUGGUUCAAGGAUGACGAGCUGGUCAGUUACUCAAGCUGUGCCUUCAGCUGGCUGUACUAAACCUCUCAGCCCUGC
Notolabrus celidotus (New Zealand spotty) is the source of this 532-nucleotide messenger RNA. RefSeq names its product nucleoside diphosphate kinase A2-like. The record is from RefSeq and is a predicted model, not a curated record. Gene Ontology annotation, biological process: CTP biosynthetic process; GTP biosynthetic process; UTP biosynthetic process. Gene Ontology annotation, molecular function: nucleoside diphosphate kinase activity. NCBI's taxonomy places the organism in Eukaryota, Metazoa, Chordata, Actinopteri, Labriformes, Labridae.